AAGUGUCAUCAUCAAAUCGGCGCAAAGCCAUCAGCAACUCGCUGAUGGGAGCGUGCAUUUUACUUAAAAUAAUCGCGUUUAAUCGUGCGCUUACUUAAAUAUUCCGCCUUAAUUGAUUAGUUCCACGAUCGGUGCGUGCAUUCAGCUCGACUUUUCCCAAAAUCGAACCUUAUUCAGCGGUGAAAAAUGUGUUGAAAAAAAAAAGUUCACGAGCAAGCGCCGAAACGGAGAGACAGAGGAAGAAGAAGUUUGAAAAAAAGUGCGCAACUCGGCACAGAACUUGGUUGGAUUAAAUUAGGGGAAAAUGAUUACAAAAAGCGCCAGACUGAACUUGAGCAACAACGAAUCGAUUGCGGACGUGUCGGCGGUCUCAACCUGCGGUCGUUCCGAAGUGGACACGAAUUCAUCGGAGCCGUCCAACGAAGAAGUUCGGGACACUUCUGCUGCCGUGCUGGUAGAUUCUGUUUACAUUGAAAACAAAAUUAAGAGUCUGCUCAGCCAGGAGGAUCACGAAAGUUCGUCGAAAGAGGCAACAAGUGUGCAAGAAGCAAAGGAAUUGGUGAAGCCGACCCCGAUCGGUGGUAUCCUGAUGGCGGAGGAUAGCUGUAACGCCGUGGAUAAUAAGAUUUCAUCGGAUGACGCGGAGAGUAACGAGGUGGCUCCGGAGGAGCUUUCGUUUAAUGGGAAGAUUAAGAGUUUGAAUGAGGACAAUGGCUCGCGGGGCGAGUCAACGACCAACUCGAAGGUCAACCGGGAAAAGCUGAACGAGUCGUUCGAACUGCUGACGAAGGAGAACAGUUCUCUGAUGCACUACAACAACGAAAAGUCUCCGGAUCUUUUUGCGGACGACGAUGACGAGGAGGAGGAGUAUGAACCUUCCAAGUCGGACCCGGAAGACGUCGAGGAGGACAAAUCGUUCAACGUGUCCGUCACGGGCAAUGCGAGCGCGAUGAGUCAAGUGGACCAGAUCGAGCGCGCAAUUUUGAAGCGCUUGCAGGCAUCUCUGUCGGGAGUGUUGCCUCCGCCGUCGUUGACCUACUCCCGCAUCGACGUCGACCGGAUGAUUACGUUGUACAGGGAGAACGAGGCGAACUUUUGCUAUCGUGAGACUGAUGCAGCGAAGGAGGUUGAAGAUGUAGAGUCCACCACCGGAAGUCUGAACAAGCCAACCCACUCGAUGGCCGAACUGCGGCAGACGGAGUGGCCACAGCUGCUGCAGUUGCGUGCCCACGGCGUUUGCUACAAUCGGUCCACCGAUACGGAGAAGAUCGAGUUGCUCGGGCUGAAGUAUAUCGAUCGCUACAUUGGGUCGGAAACGGGGUCGACGUUCAAUGUGCCGCGGUCACCGUCCAGCGCCAAGAAGCGCAACCAGCGAUUCAAAAUGUUGAACCAAUCUCCGGGAAGUCGGUUAAGCCAUCUGGCUCGUCGUCGCGCCGUCUUUUCCUCGGCCAACCUGCUCAACACGUCGCACGGGUCGGCGUCAGCGGCCUCCUCGUCAUCCAGUCAACCGUCCGCGUUCCGUUUGUGCAAUAGACAGAUUCUACUCGAUCCAAAGAAAUCCAACAAUCGUCGUAAAAACAAGGGUCGCACCCCAAAACGGCGCACGCCCGGUCGUCGAAAGACUCCACGCCGGAAAACACCCGGUUCAUCAGCCAAGAAGCGUGCCACGUUGAGCCUCCCAGUCGCCAAACCUGCCCUCUCAACCGUCAGCCGGGAAACCUCCAAGCGGGCUCUCUUCCAGAGUCCUCCAAACGAGGCGAAGGCGUCUACCUCCACAACCAUAAGUUCGGCCACCGCAAGUCGAGUACAGAAAUCGAAACGGGCACUCUUCUCUCCGCCGAAGCGCGCCCUCCGAUUCUCCUCCGUAACCGGCUCGCGGCCGGACCUGUCCGUGAAAGAAUCGCUGCUCUCGUCCUCGUCCCAGCGGUACGGUUCCACCAACAACAUCGACACGCUGCCGGAUUCCGGGCUGCGAAACCUCUCCACCGGAGAGUCGAUUGAUCUCGGCGAAUCGUCGGCUGCCGGCAAGCGGAGACGCGAAGAUGACCCAUUCGGCGACGCGCGGUCCGGAAAGAUGCCCCGGAUAGACUCGUCCGCGUCCAUCAACGAAGAGGACUUGACGCCGCGCUCGCUGAAGAUGGCCCGCAGUCAGAGCUUUUGCGUGGGCUCGCGCAAUCUGAGCACAAAGAGUGCGUCCGAGACGAGCUUCUGCGGGCGGUCACUGUUCCGCGCCAACUCGGAGGUUGGCUUUCCGGACUCGAAUCCGGCACGGCCCGUCACGGUGCUGACGGAGAACCACAAAAAGAAACUUCUCUGGGCGGUUUCGCAAGCGUUGCAAUCGAAGCAGAUCUCGGUCAAGCACGAACAGUUCAAGACGUACGCGUCGAACCUGGCGCGUGUGGUGAAGCGGUUGUUCCUCGAGUUCAACGACCAGACCGUGGCCAGCACCAGUGAAAAGCUGUUACGGUUGGCCAACAAGAACGUGUUCGACGUGAUCCAGGGCCGCACCGUCGACGACAUCUACCUGCGCGAAAAGACCCGCCUCCUGAACGCCCGCAACCACACCAAACUCCAGGGUUACAUCGCCCCGGAGGAGUACGAACAGCGCAAGCAGCUGAUGCGACGCAGCACCUCGACCUCGACGCUCCUCUCGGAGUCCAGCUCGGUCGCCGCCGACGGCAGCCAGCAGCUUCUGCUCAGCCAGAGUUCCGUUUUCUCGCAGAGUUCCGAGUUUCUGAACCAACUGUCGCAGACGACGACGGUGGCGGCGGCGGCGGCCUCGGUUCUGCGGGAGAACAUCGACAGCGAGUUGCGGCAAAAGUCGUCCGCCCAGAAGCAGGUUUCGUUUUCCGGUAAGGACCAGAAGAACCUUAGUCCGUACGCGGAUCAGAAGGGUGCGGGUUCGCACGCCAAGGCGAAGCUUCUGGUGGGUGGAGGGGCCACGCCGAGCAUUCUGAAGGCGAAGCGGCAGAUUUCGUUCGAGUGAAUUUUGGGGGGACGGCUUGGUGUGAAUACUUUUCAUUCAGAUUACCAUGGUUUUUUGUUGCAUUUAAAAAUACUUUUUUGAACAUUGUGCGAAUGCAAAAUGGCUAGCAGGAGGUCUGCGCUUCAUUUGCCAAUUGUGGUUCGCAUCCUAAUGGAAGGGUAGCAAAGAACAUUUAUUAUUUAUAGACUACAUGAAUUAUUAUUACCAUUACUAGGCUGUACAUAAAUGAAGUUUGCGGUUUGUCGAAAAAUAAUAAAAAGAAAUAAUUU
This is a messenger RNA of Culex pipiens pallens (northern house mosquito), 3255 nucleotides long. RefSeq lists its product as uncharacterized. The transcript has 7 exons. Bases 305 to 2986 code for a protein of 893 amino acids. The record is from RefSeq and is a predicted model, not a curated record. Lineage: Eukaryota; Metazoa; Arthropoda; Insecta; Diptera; Culicidae.